CCCCAGAAACUCCUGAAUAUAACAGAUGACAAAACAGCCUCUAAAGAGGUGCAGAAGGAGCACUUGGAGAAGACAAAGCAAAGGCAGGAAGUGGCCAAACAAGCCCUGAAAGAUCUGACAGAAAUGCUCAACAGCCGCAGCCACAGGCAGGAUGUGCUGAGGGAGCAAGCAGAGACUCCGUGGCGAGCCAUGGAGAUUCCCAAAGAGUUCUGGCCAUCGCCAAAGGAACCCUUGGCAGAAAUGCUGCAGAGCAUCCAUAAGCAGCUGGAGCAGCAGCAGGAGAUGUCAGCAGGCAGGAGGGAGAACAUCCCUGACACCGAGGUGCUGAGGCGGGCGUCGGGGGGACUGGCCCUGCAGGGCAUCUACAGAACCAGCAGAGCUGGAGAUGUGCUGGCAACGCGAGAGCAGCUCCUCAGGGUUCCUGAGGGAUUCCAGCUCGCCGGUCCAGAGCAAGGAUUGCUGCUUGAAAGGAGGGAGUUCUCCUCCCAUGCAGCAGAAUCCACUUUCACCAAGUCCAUGCAGCAGCUUGGGUUCAGCAUGAGCAUUUCUACCAAAUCUGCAUUCUGGGGAGUUAAUCCACUUUCACCAAUUAAUCUGGGAGCGGUUGUAGAUCACAGCAGCUCCUCGCAGUCCCAGGGCACACACCAGUGCCACUCUGAGCAGAGCUACUUCUGCACCACCAAGUUCCAGUACAUCCCCCUGGCCUCCUGCUACUUUCAAAGGCAUCAGCUUCGCCUCUCGGAUGUGCCUCUGCGGGAGCUGCAAGUCAUGGAGCAGAUUUUGGGCUUCACUCAGAAAGAAGACAACCUCAUGUUUGUGAAGAUGUGUGAGAGCUUCUUCAGCAGGUUUGGGUCCCACAUAAACCAGGGUCCCCUUCACUUUGGGGGGAUAUUCUGGUGGAAGGCAUCCACAGAAGGAUUCCGAGCUGAGCAGCUGGAAGAGGUGAAGCGACAAACGUCUGAAGCACUGAACAGCUUUGUCAGGGCCAUCUGCACUGGCGGUUGGGGCAGUUUAGGAGGUACCCUGGAUAUUUCUAAAUGCAGCUCAGAGGCUUCUGUCCGGGUAAGAGCUGCAGAGAAAAUUUUGUACAUGGCCAAGGAAAUGGAAGUGGCAUAUGAGGAGUACGUGAACCUGAAGGAGCAGGAUGCCGACAGAGCUGAGGCCUCCCUUCUGCUGAUGGGUCUGACUGUGACACCAGGAAGUCAAAAGCUGUCCCCUGAGCAGAAGAGGGAGCGUUUAGUUUUCAUGGAAGAUCACAUGAAAGGCUUGUGGUCCACACGGAUAAAGAAUCUCCUCCAAAAGCACAGUGCAGAUGGAGACUGGGAGAGGCUGGAACGGGACUUGCAUUCCUUGAUCAGUGAGUGCUUGGAUGACAAAUUGGAUGAACAGAGGAUAAUGAACAUACUCACAGACUUGCAAGAUAUGCUCCUAACACCUGAGAUGCGCAUUCAGUUCCAAUCCAAGCCAGACAGCAGCCAAUCCAAAGCAAAUGAAGCCAUUGCAAACCAGGAGUUCCUCCAGUUACUCAAGCGUCUUGGACUUGAAAGUCACUAUCCAAGAAAAAUGGGGAUGGGAGAUUUCUGCACCAUUUGCAGAAUAUCUCUGCAGGACAGCCAGCCCAGCAAGGACAAGGAACUGCCAGUAUACUUCUUGCAAAAGCUGUUAACUGUGGAUUACCAGGUGAGAGACUUGACUUGCUGGGAAAAGAGCAACCCAACAUCAGAACCCCUGCCAAAAACUACAGCAAAUGAUCGCCGACACUCAGAGUCCUUUGAACAGUUUUACAAUAAAUUAAAGGAGGCCUCCCCUGAAUGUGCAAGCAGGGACAGCCAUGUGCACCCCAUGGACCUGCAGAUGGCCAUUUUCCACUGUGCUGAUGAUUUCCUGAGACAGACCCUUGCAACCAAGCUGGCGUUCUGCCAACUGUCGCUGCCUCUGCUGCUGCCCAACCCGGGCACUUCACAGAUCGAGUUCCCACUCUAUGCCCUCAGCCAAAUCCAAAGGAGCUGGAAAGAGACAGAGAAGUCAGGAAAGCAGGCCAAAUCCAAAGGAUCUCAGCUCCUGAACGCUGUGCUGAGCAAACGCAAACACGACACUUUCUUCCACCGCCACUGCAGAGGCAGCACCAGAGAGCGUUUGCUGAUGGAAGGGGUGGUGGAGAUCGCCUGCCCGGGGUAUCCUGUGGAGCUGAUGGAUGGGGACGCUUCUUACCUGCCCCUGCGCUGGGUGGGAGCAAUCUUUGACAGCUUAAUUGAGAGGCUGGGGGACAAACGAGUGUUUGUGCUCUCUGUGCUCGGCAUCCAGAGCACAGGCAAGUCCACCCUGCUGAAUGCCAUGUUUGGUCUGCAGUUCAAGGUCAGCGCAGGGAGAUGCACCCGCGGAGCCUUCAUGCAGCUCAUCCCAGUGGGCGAGGAGCUGCAGCAAGACUUGGGCUUUGAUUUUGUGCUGGUGGUUGACACAGAGGGACUUCGUGCCAUAGAGAGGGGAAAAAAACAAUCCCUGAAGCAUGACAACGAGCUGGCCACCUUUGUCAUUGGUGUUGGCAACUUGACUGUGAUCAAUAUCUUUGGAGAAAAUCCAGCAGAAAUGCAAGAUGUUCUCCAGAUCGCUGUGCAGGCUUUCCUGAGGAUGAAGAAAGUCAAUCUUUCCCCAAGCUGCCUCUUUGUGCACCAAAAUGUGGGAGAAGCAACUGCCAAGGAGCAGAACAUGGAAGGACAAAGGCGUUUGCAGGAAAAGCUGGAUGAAAUGACCGUGGUAGCUGCCCAGCAGGAAUUCUGUGACGUCUCCUCCUUCAGUGAUGUCAUUGGCUUUGAUGUGAAGACCCACAUUCACUACUUUGCUCACCUGUGGGAAGGAAACCCCCCGAUGGCACCACCCAACCCCACCUACAGCCAGAACGUCCAGCAACUAAAGAGCAAAAUCCUCCAGGCUGCCAAGCAGCAACCGCAGCGCAGCAUUUUGAAGCUCUCGAGCCUGAAACAUCGUAUUGGUGACCUGUGGAAUGCUUUGCUGAAUGAAAACUUUGUUUUCAGCUUCAAGAAUUCCCUGGAGAUUGCUGCAUACAGGAAUCUGGAAAGUGCCUUUAGUGACUGGACCUGGAGGCUGAGGAGUCACUUCUUAGAUGUAGAGAUGAGACUGAACAACAAAAUUCAGAAUGGAGACCUGCAGAAUGUCACCAGAGAACACCUUGAAGGGCUGAUGCAAGAGAUAAGUAAUGCUAUUGAGAAAGAAGUGGAAAAGUAUUUCAGGGAAGACAAAGACCAUGAGACACUGGUCCAGUGGAAAUCAAGCACAGAGAUGAAGCUUAAAGAACUAAGAGAGGCUCUUCUAGUUGAAUUGGAAAAGAACUCUAAGUAUCUUAUUGAGCGACAGAAGGAGUACAGGAAAGUGGAUGCAAGGAAGUUGGAAUAUGAAGCUGAGCUCCUGAGAAGGAGUAAGGAGUUGGCUCUGACUCUAAAACAGAUGAGUCUCCAUUCUGUUUCUUUGGGAGACUACUUUAACUCUGUCUGGAACCAGUGGAUUGAUGAAGUCUUCUAUGAUGUUCGUCCUCCAGAACAGGUGGAUAUCGAUGCAGAAGUCGAAAAUGUUCUUUUAGAGCACUUUAAUGAGCCUGGUAUCUGUGAAAAGAUCACGUCAUUUCCCAAGGACAGAAAAUUCUCUUUUGAUUCACAGAAACACAUAUUGAGAAAAAAGUCUUUGUACGUCAUCCCAAAUUUAAUGAGCAUUAGUAAUUUGGAUGUGAUAAAAUUUCAGCACAUCACAGACAACAUCAUAGCGUGUGUGGAGGCAAACAUUGCAAAGAAGGAACAGGAGAAAAGGGAUUACAGUCGAAAUUUUAUUCAUGAAAUACUUAAUGAAGUACAGAAAGGUGUGAACUCUGUCCCCAGAAAUGCAAAAUGUACUUUCAACAAACAGUACAGCAUAGAUUUGUCUCUGUAUCUGUGCAAAAUGGCAGCAGAAAGGUUCAAAGCCAUGCACGAAGCAUUCCAAAAGGCAAAUGACCCAGUUGUGUACCUGAGCAGCAAGAGAGAAGACUUCUUCCAAUGUUUCCUCAUUUCCUGCAAAGGAGCCACUUCAAUCACAACUUUUGUUGUUUUUCUUUGUGACAAGAUUGAACCAGCUCUUCGCCAGGCAGUCUUUGAGAGGACGGCUAAAGACAUUGCUGAGGACGUGAAGAGAAAAUUCCCAGACUUCAGGGGCAACAGAGCUAAUCUGGAAGUUUGCAUCCUGAGAUACCUGGCAGAACAAGAAAAUUUUGCGUAUUUCAAGCAGUACCUUACGUCUCCAAAACUGUUUUUUCGGAGUUACAUUGAGAGACGAGUUAAGAGUCACUGUUUAGAUGAGAGUAGGAGACUUCCGAAGUUUUUAGAGUCCUCCCUUAAUCUUCUGUAUCGAAACAUCCUGUCAGCUGUUUCUUUAUCAACCCAAAUUGUCAAAGACAGAAAAGACAGACAAGACAAAAUCUCUCUUUGGCUGGAUGAAUUUUGCAGGGAACUGGCAGAAGUGAUCAACUUGCCCAGAAGUGACCUGAAGGGCAUCGAGCAUCAGGAGGUCACAGACAUUGAGUUCCUGAGCAGUGUCAUGGCAGAAGGUCUGGCUGCUGUGAAGGACAGGAUCAAGGCAGAAUUUACUGAUGCGGACUUGAGCUCAUUUUCAAGGCAGCCUCACACCAUCCUGGCAGAGCAUUUUUCGGGGUGCUGGGAGCAGUGUCCCUUUUGUGGGGCUGUCUGCACAAACACCAUGCGGGAUCACCCC
Messenger RNA from Ficedula albicollis (Collared flycatcher), 4755 nucleotides. Its product is annotated as interferon-induced very large GTPase 1-like. The annotation marks the transcript as partial. Lineage: Eukaryota; Metazoa; Chordata; Aves; Passeriformes; Muscicapidae. Gene Ontology annotation, molecular function: GTP binding. The record is from RefSeq and is a predicted model, not a curated record. The transcript is spliced from 5 exons.